Molecule: messenger RNA, 2453 nt
Organism: Parasteatoda tepidariorum (common house spider)
Lineage: Eukaryota; Metazoa; Arthropoda; Arachnida; Araneae; Theridiidae
Cellular component (GO): cytosol
Molecular function (GO): oxidoreductase activity; FMN binding
Source: RefSeq, a predicted model, not a curated record
UAUUAUCUCUGUUUUCUGCUCUCAUAAUUUUCCUUUUCCAAAUUAAUUCUCCUACCAGUUGAACUUUUCACCAAAGUGUGGAAGGUGGUGAUGAAAUUUCUUUAUGUUUAAGUUCCGUUUCUCUAGUUUUUAAAUUAAGUUCUAAAAUUUUUUAUAGUUUACUUAAACUUGUUGGAUUAAUAUCGUUCUAGGAUUGUUAGCAAGUGAUUUUAUAUAUAAUCAUGUCAUUGAAGAUAAUUUUAUUUCUUGGUUCCGUACGUGAAGGCAGAAACUGUACUAGAGUGGGCAGUUUUAUAAAGAAGAAAUUAGAAGAGAAAAAUCACAUUGUUAGAGUGUUUGAUCCUUUAACAAUGGAAUUUCCAAUGCUCAAGAAACCACUUCACUUCCAUGGUCCUGAUCAGACACCUCCUGAAUGGUUAGUGAAAUAUAACGCUGAAAUAGAAAAUGCUGAUGCCUAUGUUGUUGUGAGUGGUGAAUAUAACAGAUGCAUCCCUCCAGCACUGACAAACAUGAUGAAUCACUUUCCACCCAAAUCUUACAGAUGCAAACCUUGUAGCAUUGUUUGCUACUCUGCAGGUACUGGUGCUGGAUCUACUGCUGGUAUGCAACUACGAUACUUUUUAGGUGAAUUGGGCAUGGUAACUCCAGGAUUUAUAUUCGGAAACGCUGUGGUGCAUACUGCUUACGAUGCAGAAGGAAAUCCUACACCAUCAAAUGAUACUGCUAUUUCAAAAGCUGCUAGGCUUAUCUCCGAACUUGAGUGGUAUGCUAAUGCAUUAAAGAAUCAAACUCAAAAAUGCGGCUUGCCUUAAUAAAUAGUAGCAUUAUUUUCUUAAAUUACAGAAUAUUCUUAUUGUUUCUACAAAUUAGAUGGCUUUCACUAUUAUAUUUUUAGAUGAAUUCUUAUUUUUUAUUCGAUUAACUUAUGCCUUUUUAUUGACAUUUUUUUAAUUCAAUGCAAGUAAUUCAUUUCCUUGUUACCCUGAAUAAAUUAGAAGUUAUUUUUUAAAUGUAUGUUUACAUAGUGUUCUAUUAGGAUAGCCUUUUGUGCAUAUUUUUAGAAUACAUAUCAGAAAUUCAGUAAAAAAAUAGUAUACACAUAAGGAGUUUCAAAUUAAUAUUAAAAUGAGGAAAAGACAAAAUUUUUUAUCAAAAUGUAAUAAAUUACUACUAACAUAGGGAGGACUGAAACUUUUAAAGACUAAUUUAACAAAUGAAGCAGGGGAGUAGUUAACUCACUGAUGGCUGUGCUCGUAAAAAGUCUUAUCUUAACCUGCAGUAAAUCCGCCCAAUUUUGCCGGUUUGCUAAACUACGAAUGGACUUAAAAUUAUAGCUUAGUUUCACCAGGCUUUUUUUUGUUGUUUUUCAUGCCACUUUUUUCACUUGUGAUUCACCAGAUUCUGAUGAAGCUUUUGUUUUUUAUUAAAUUAAAUAUUAAUUAGUAACACAGUAUAUGCAUACAGUUUGAACUCAUUUUUGACUAGUAUAAUAAAAAUUUGUAUUAAGGGUGGUCAUUCCAGAACAUCCUGUAAAUUCAUAUCAAGUUUAUUACAAUAAUUUUGCUAAGUCACUUGCAUUAAAUUAAAUCAUACUUAGUUUUAUACAUUUAAUGAAACAAUCUCUGAAUCAAUCAAUCUUAUUAAUGAAUAUUUCGUAUUUGAAGUUUUAAAUUGUUAAAUAUUAUUUAAAAUUGUAAUUGUUAUUUUUAAUUAUGUUGUAAAAUCGAUCUGAUUCUGCCUUAAAUAUAUUUAAUGACAUAUGUAUUUACAUUUUGACAUAUUUUUUUACAUUAAAGUGCCUUUUUGUAUUGAAAGUUUAUUUUUAGUCACUUGGUUUUUGCUAUUUACAAUCAUAUAUAUGAGAGAAUGUUAUUUGUUAUCAAUCUGUGUUAAAAUUUUUAAAUUUGCUGAAUAUUUUAAAAAAAUUUCGCCUCAGGAAAAUUAGCAUUUACAAUUUAGAAUUGCAAAUGUGGGAUGUUAUUAUUUAUUUGUUUCAAAACAUUUAGCUUAGAUUGAUAUUUUUUUUACUUCAAUGUUAUGCUUAAGAUAUUUAAUAAGAUUUUAGUUUGUGUUACAGUUUAGUUUAAAUUUGAAUUUCUGAUUUUUUACUUUUUUGUUCAAUUUUUCUUAAGUUGUAGUUUUACUUGUGAUACUAUGCAAUACACUCAACAACAUACAUUACGUUAACCCUCAAGAUUUGAACCCCUAGAUAAAAUUGCAUAUAAAUUUCUCUGCUACAUUCUACUUUCCCAUUGAAUUCCAUUGGAGAAAAUUGGUUUUUAAGGCAGGAAAGCUUGCAGCUGAAAGUUUGAAAAAAACCAGAACUUACGCUCUGAGGGUUUAAAACGUAUGUAUUUUGUUGAAUUGAAAGCAUUUUUAUUUGUUUCUGGUUAUAAAUGAAAUUAAAAUCAAAAAUUGUUAUUUGCUACAUAAUAAAAAGGUGCUUUUCAGAA